Molecule: messenger RNA, 237 nt
Organism: Haemonchus placei
Lineage: Eukaryota; Metazoa; Nematoda; Chromadorea; Rhabditida; Trichostrongylidae
Source: the annotation of a GenBank genome assembly
AUGAAUUAUAAAAAAGAUCUGAACAGUUAUUCUAUGUAUUCAGGUUUGUCCCACAUACUGCGCAACCGAUGGCGGUGUAUUCUUCGUACAACCACCGGACUGGUUCUUCUCCGAUUAAAACGGACCUGCGAAGAAUGGAUUUUAGCGCUUUCAUUCUGUAUUUGCUCACAUCUCAUUGUACAGUAUUCAUCAAAUGUUUGGUCAGGUUUUCAGCAUUCCAUUAACUCAACAUUUUGA